AUGCCGAUCCUCAAUGAAGAGCGAAAGCGGCUGCUGUCGCAUUUCAGCGACGACAAUGAUGCAGCUGUGCCCGGCAAAGAUUCUGGCAAGCGACUGAAGGGUGCACAGGGUCAGGUCGUGCCGGUCCCAAAAAAAAGAACAGCCGGCAAAGGGUCAGCCGCCUCUGCAGAUUCCAGUUCUGCGCGCCGCAAAGCCUCCUCUGCAGCUUCCAGUUCUGCGCGCCGCGAAGCCGCCUCUGCAGAUUCCAGUUCUGCGCACCGCGAAGCCGCCUCUGCAGAUUCCAGUUCUGCGCACCGCGAAGCCGCCUCUGCAGCUUCCAGUUCUGUGCAGCAGGUAAGACGGCCAAGGUCCAAGAAAGCUCUUUCAGGGCCAUGGUGGAAGGCUAAGGGCGGGAACGAAACUGUGCGGGACGAGUAUCUGUCAUGGUCAGAUGCAGAGCACAAGCAAAAGCACGGGAAAAACCCAACCGAUGACUGCCCACGCUGCCGGUUUCAGAAGAUGAGUUCGGUGUGGCUUUCCAGUGAUGGGACUCGUGUCUGCAGCAGAGAAGGAAUUUGGCCCGGCACGGUGAAAAUGAUGGUGCAGGGUCGAAAGCAGCUGGUGACGUGGCUUGGGACCAGACCGGCCGCCUGGCCUGCUGGAAAGUGGGGCCUGGGAUGUCACCUGUGCGCGAACAUGCUGCACAAGACAGAGGAGGCUCAGGUCCAGGGCAAGCUUACCAGCAGGGUCAGACGAUUCAGUACCAAGUGGGGCAGGUACGAGGUGAAUGCCAUGAGCUCCGUUCAGGCCAGUGCGCUGCUCCUCCACUCAACUCAGAGCAAGGUUCACAAGCUGGCCAUGAGAUGCUUCAUGGAGCCCGAUACACCACCGACGCAGCUCCUGCGGGAGGAUGGUGACGAGGCGCUGCUCAGUGGGUCAGUGCCACAAGUGGCGGACUGGUUGGUGGUUUGGGAAAACUUGUCAGGGUCAUUCAGUCACACUGGCACCCAACUGUCAACGUCCCGCUUCACGCGAGGGAUGAGACGUCGGCACCGUGAUGCGGACUCCAGGGUCAUUAAGGCCAUGAUCGAGAUCAUGGCGUUAUCCAUUCGCAACAGGCAUCGCGAGACCCUUCGUCAGUCAAGGUCCAUUUCCUUGUCCUUAGACGACAAAGGCCGCUGGAGAGUCAUGCGGUACAAGUGUUCUGUCAGGGUCAACGACAAGAUCGAGACACGCCGUGGUGUUCUGUGGGUGGAGAGCCUGUCAGCGGAUGAUGGCGACCUCAAGGACAUGGAAGACGACUACGGUGAGAGGGUCACACAAUCCAUACGGAACGCCAUAAAGCAGGUGUGUGGUGAAGACACCGAGUUGUUUCAGCAUGUCGUGAACAGGGUCAACGGGGUCAUCGCAGACGGUGCCGUGCAGAAGGCCUUGAAGCUCCUUCGCUUUGCGUUGCCCAACGUCGGGGUCAUUGCACGCGACUCCUGUCACGUUCAGCGCAUCGCCACGAGCGACCCAUUGAAGCGAGAUAGCUGCACUUUGCCCAAAUGGGAUUUUUCUGGAGGCAUGGGCCAGCGAUGGAGGGUCAUCAUGGCAGCGGAAGGAGGCUUGUUCCCAGCCGUGCAGGCCUCCGAAAAAUGGCGCUACGAGCUGCAGCUGGCACAAAGGGUCAUGAAGAAAUGGACUGGCCUUUCCACGGUCUUAAAGCAGGUGGGUCAUGCGGAUGCCAGGUACGAGUCUUCAGCCAGCUCCUCCAGGCACUACGUCAACCUGCAAGCCGCCAUUGCGGCAGUGCUGGCAAUGAGGGUCACCGACCCACGGCUCGACGUUGGAAAACGUACUCAAGCAGGGUCAUGGCUGGAUUCCAUGGGCGCGGCCUGCGCCAUCGAGGCGGGACUCACAGCCGACUGGUCUGCGGAAGCCCUUCGCUACAUCCGCCAGGACGACUGCAUGGACCCUGAUUGCGCACUGCUGCUGGAGAGGUUGACUGUGUAUCAGGGUCGUGUGACCAAGCUCUUCAUUGAGGGCCGCAUCCUCUUGGAAGCAUGUCAAAUAUUUCGAGAACCCAGAACCCCUCGUUUUCCAGUAGUGUCUACUUGUGUGCUGCAACAGUUUAAAGCUGUGGAGACCGAAACCUCUGGAGGCCGUUUGUAG
Molecule: messenger RNA, 2133 nt
Organism: Symbiodinium natans
Lineage: Eukaryota; Dinophyceae; Suessiales; Symbiodiniaceae
Source: the annotation of a GenBank genome assembly